AUGCCGAGCGAGACGGACGCACGCGCCGAGCGCUCCGCCGCACCGCACGCUGAAGCGACUAUGUCUACUCCAGCGGACAGGGCCGCGCCCCUGGACGCAUCGAGGGUCGAGUCGAGUACGUCAGGGUCACUGCCGAGUGGCUCUGAUAGUACUCCUCCCCUACGGAGAGACGGUAGUGAACCGAGUGUUCUGAUAAGUGCCGCAGAAACCGCGCUUACCUCCCGCGAGUACAGUGACGCACGUAAUCGCAGUGAAACUCGCGAGUGCAGUGACGCGGCGUACAGUGACACACGUAAUCGUAGUGAAACUCGCGAGUGCAGUGACGCGGCGAGUCAACCCAUGGAGAAGCCCGCCAACUCUGCUACAACACAAGGAGCGAGAGAGGACGGCCUCCAGCUUCUCAUAAGUCUCAUGCCUCAAGCCUCCACCACGGAGCUGCCGGCAUCGGACGAUGAAGAGGAGUUCAUGGAACAUGAACCCGAGCCAGCAAAAGAGCAGCCAACCUCACGGAAACGUGCGCAGUCGGACGAUGUGCCGCCUGCCCAAAAAUAUCGUAAGAAGGCAAGCGCCACGCCACCGCCACCUCCGAAAAAUGCGCGAAGACGCUCCAACACAAGGACGACGGACGCCGACGGCUUCACCAAGGCCACCAAAACGGCAAAAGUCGCGCCACAGCAGGGGCCUGCGCCAGUCGGAGUCGCCAACAGCUACAGCGCUCUAAGCGACUCUGAGGACGAAGAGAUUGUGCUACCUCCACCACAACAGCGCAGGACACCUCCGCCGAUCGUCAUUGAGUACAAAGGCGCCUUCAGGGAGCUGCAAAAUGCACUCAACAUGGCGAUCGGCAAGAACAGCUAUACAGUUCGCGCCGUCGGUGAAGAACUCGCAAAAGUCAACAUUAAAACGACGGAGGACUACAGGAAGGUGCUAACACUUGUAGAAGAACGUUCGUGGAAUUUCUAUACAUAUAGCGCCGACCGAAAGAAGCCACUCAAGGUAGUGUUCCGUUACCUUCCGAGGUCACUGAAGCCGGAAGAAAUCAAAGAGGACCUCGAAUGCAUGGGCUUCGUCGUCGAUGAGGUGAUAAAGAUGAAGCCGCUGCGCACCAGAGGUCGCGGCCCCCUGACGCUUGUGAUAGCGAAUAACACGCCUGAAAACAGGAAACUGUUCCAGCUGACAAGAAUAGGGAACGUGGAGGUGCGAGCCGAGGAACUGAGAAACAAAUCGGCAUACGCGCAAUGCUAUCGCUGCCUCGAACCCGGACACGUCAAAAAGUACUGCCGCAUGCCGGACUAUUGUGUAAAGUGCGGCGAAAACCAUUCCACAGAAUCGUGUGCUCUCAAAGGUGUCCCACACCAAGACUUCACUCCCAAGUGCAAGUUGUGCUCAGGCGCCCACGUAGCCAGCUUUCGCGGCUGCCCAGUGCUCCUGAGUUACGGCGAUCGCGCGCGCGGGAAAGCACAGCAGAAACCACAAAGGAACCCGGCCACGAGUUCCCGCCAGCCGACGGCCAGCUCCGCGAACAAAGGAAGGAGAGGUCGUCGCACCCGCCGCGGCAGGGGAAGGAAUGCGGACACGCGAGCUGCACAAGGUCAGUCGCACAAUAGCACCCCUCGCCGCCCUGCCCCGCCUGCUCCUCAUGCCGUCCAGACGUCCACAAGCAAUGGAGGACAAGCUCCACCCAUCGCUGCGCCGCGAGCCCGCAGGCCUCCCACUGCCGGCCCAGCAGCGAGCCAGCAGCAGGUAGCGACGCACGCUGAGCCGCAGCAACGCCAGCUAGCUCCGCCCCCUGCGCCGCAGCCGGGCACCGCGAGCCAACCAGCUCCGCCGGCGCCCGACCCAGCCAGCAUGACCGACUUCCCACGGCCAAGAUGGAGGCAGCCCAACAGCCACAACACAGCCGUCCGCCAUGCUGUCGACAGACAAAAUGGCGCGCACGCCGCACGAGAGCAGGCAGCCCCGCCUCCAGCUCCGCCAGGUAACACCGGCAGCCAACCAGCACCGCCCGCGCCCGCGGCAGCCAGCAUGGCUGACCCGCCGCGUUCAAGAUGGCGGCUGCCGGACAGCCGCGCCGCAGCGCCCCGCCAUGAUGUCGGCACCCGACAAGAUGGCGCGUACCGGCCGCCGGCCGUCCGCCAUGUUGUCGGCCCCAGCGCUGACGACGGACGCAUAGACAGAAUUCUCUGCUGCAUGGAGAAGAUGCUGCAGCAGAUGUCAGAGCUCAUGGCCGUGGUGCAACACGUAGCAUCCGCCAUCAAACCUGCAGUAUCUCAUCAUGCCUGA
Messenger RNA from Schistocerca serialis cubense, 2283 nucleotides. RefSeq lists its product as uncharacterized. NCBI's taxonomy places the organism in Eukaryota, Metazoa, Arthropoda, Insecta, Orthoptera, Acrididae. Bases 1 to 2283 code for a protein of 760 amino acids. The record is from RefSeq and is a predicted model, not a curated record. The transcript has a single exon. Gene Ontology annotation, molecular function: nucleic acid binding; zinc ion binding.